Messenger RNA from Sitodiplosis mosellana (orange wheat blossom midge), 3791 nucleotides. Its product is annotated as neuroglian-like. Gene Ontology annotation, cellular component: membrane; signaling receptor complex. Lineage: Eukaryota; Metazoa; Arthropoda; Insecta; Diptera; Cecidomyiidae. Gene Ontology annotation, biological process: cell surface receptor protein tyrosine kinase signaling pathway; protein phosphorylation; multicellular organism development. The coding region runs from base 132 to 3617 and encodes 1161 amino acids. Gene Ontology annotation, molecular function: protein binding; cytokine receptor activity; transmembrane receptor protein tyrosine kinase activity. The record is from RefSeq and is a predicted model, not a curated record. The transcript is spliced from 10 exons.
ACUUUGGACAUUUGUUGAAUCAGAACGAAGGUAAUUUCGUGGAAAAUUUGGUACAUUCUGGAAGGAAUGAGCGAAAUUUGAACAAAAAAUUGGUCGCAGUUGGAUUUUGCACAAUUUUGACUGAAUUGACAAUGUGGGAACGUGUAUUAGAAAUAGCGUUAUUGAUUGUGUUUACAGCACAUCAAAUUAACACUUUUGUAUUCAUAGAUUUGAGAGCGUCACAUUCUUCGCAAUCAUUUGUUCGCAAGAUUGAGUUAGACUUCGAAGCUUUUGACGAGCAAAGCAAUGCAAAUGACCAUCAACCUAUGAUUGCUGUAGGCUACCACUAUGGAGAGUCGAUUAAGCCAAUCGAAAAUACCCAAAAUGAGGAAUAUAAAAUAUUUCAAGUGCUUCCUAAGAAAUCAAUUACUGUGUGCUGCGUGAUGAGCACCAAUUCAUUAUCGGAAUUUGAAGUAAACUGGUUCAAAAGGGAGAAACAAAUUGAAUUCGAAACCGAUUCAAGAUAUCAUAAAAUAAAUAACACUUGUUUUAGCAUUUUGGGCACAAAUUUUGAAAUGCAUUCGGAUGAAUAUCAUUGUGAAACGGAACCAGAGAAAAAGAAGGCGCCGUUUGUGUUGUAUGUGAAAAAUAUUCCACAAGAGCCCGAAAUCACUCCGGUAAUCUGCGCAGAACGAGAAGCCGUAAUUAGAUGGAAGUAUCAGCCUGCUGUGAAUAUUACAGUCGGUCGGUUUCACUUUCCUUACGAUAUUUAUUACACCGUUGAAUAUAAGAUUCAUGAGUACAACGAAAGUAAUGAAAACCAUGAGAACCAUGAGGAACAUCAUACAAGUUCAAACGAUAAGGAAAAUGCUAUAGUUUUGAACAAUCAUCGAAGCGCUUCAAAUGCUAGCAAAGAUGCUAACGAUUGGGAUGUAUAUGAGACCGGAAUCAGUAGUACACUAUUUGAUCCAGAACGGCCCCCAUUUUGUAAGGUAUCGAUGAAACCAUGGUCGACGUAUUCAUUUCGAAUAAUUGCUUACAAUGAUAUGGGUGCUUCAAAGCCAAGUGAAUUUGGUGAAACGUGCACAUCAGCUGCAGAUGUUCCGUAUGAUUAUCCAGACGGUGCUAUGGUCAAUGGAACAACACCAAAAAAUCUGUUCAUUUCAUGGCAUCCAAUGCCACUUAGUGAACAUAACGGACCUGGAUUUUACUAUCGCGUAAACUGGAAAAGGAACAUUCCAGAUGCAGAAUGGGCCACCGUAAAUGUUACCGAUUGGAAGCAAGAUCAUUUUAUUGUUGAGGAGCAACCAACGUUCAUUGAAUUUACUAUCAAAGUAGAAGCAGCGAACGGAAAAGGACUUUCGAAUCGAACAUCGCCAGAAAUACAUGGUUAUUCGGGAGAAGGUGAACCAACAGAAGCACCGACCAAAUUUACUCUCAUUGAAACCGGCAAAUCAACUGUUAUUCUGCGCUGGACUCCGGUGUCACUUAAUAGCAUACAAGGUCAUAACAAUGGGUAUAGAAUUCACCUUUGGAAUGAUGUUGAUGGCGAAAAUAAAAAACAAGAAAUAUCGCUGCCUCAUUGGAAUACAUCAGAAGCAGAGGUUGAAUUACGUCCCGAAUCAACGAAUUAUGCAUACAUUUUUAUUUGCAACAGUCAAUAUCCAGGGCCCAAGAGCGAUAUUAUCGAAUUUAAAAUGCCAACACGCGUUUCAUGCCCAAUUCAAUCGUUCGACGCAUUUCCGUUGGGUUCGAAAGCAUUUUUAUUAAAAUGGACAACGUCAUUCAGCAAUGUUACCGGGUUUAAAAUUGCACAUGAAGAAAUCGAUGGAAAUGGAUUGACUUAUAAAAACUUACCGAAAAUUGAUAAUCCAAAAUUGAAUCAAAUCAAAGUAACUGGCCUCAACGUUAAAACAAAAUAUCGAUUACACUUGCUUUGUACCACCGGGAUGGGUGAAGGUGAAAGAUAUUCGACCGAAGCGGAAACAAAAUCGGAUGAUCCAAUCAAACCAGAUCCACCAUCAUUUCGAUGGGAAAUAUUGAGUUCAACCGAAAAUAGUGAUGAUGUAAGAAUCAAAGUGAUUUGGAUGCCGAAUGUCGAGGGAAACGCAGGUUCAAAUUUCUUUGUAAAAUACCACAUAAAAGGUGACGGAAAGUGGAACAAAACGGAUGUGAUAAAAAGUGAAGAUUUUGUCAUUAUACCCCAAUUGCCGGUGAAUGAAGUCUAUGAAUUUCGUGUUGUAUCAGUCGAUGGUGGUUACAAAACCGAAAGUCAAACGAUUGAAAUCUCAACAAGAAUUUCUGAAUUGCCAUCAAGUUCAUCGACUAUUUAUGUGGUACCGCUAAUGAUGUUUAUAGUGAUUGUGGUUAUUGGUAUUGCUUUAUUCUCGCUGCGAAAACAUCGAAUAAUGAAUGAUAAGAAUGAAACCAACCAUACAAGCAUGUUACCAAGUGUACCACCGACUCCAAUUGUAAGCUUAUUGAAAAAUUUCGAAAAAGGCGAUCCGAGCACUUUCAAUCCAAAAUUGUCGCUCGAUGAACAAGCCGAGCUGUUACCUUAUGACAGAAAAUACGAAUUUUCACGUGGAAAACUGAAAUUUGGUAGACGACUUGGUGCCGGUUCAUUUGGAGUCGUGGUUGAGGCAGUUGCACAAGAAAUUGUACCGAAUGAAAAUGAAACAACGGUUGCCAUUAAAACGAUUCAAAAAUCCGCUGAUUUCGAAACAUUACGAGCAUUGACCAUGGAAUUGAAGGUAUUGAUUCAUUUGGGAAAGCACUUGAAUGUAAUCAAUUUACUCGGUGCGGUUACGACGACCAUUAGUAAAAAUGAGCUCGUGAUGAUUGUUGAGUACUGUCCGCAUGGCAAUUUACGUAACUUCUUGACAACACAUCGCGCGAAUUUCAUCAAUCAAAUCCGUAAUGACACAUUUGUUUUGGGGCAAUAUGAUGGUGAUGACAGCAUCCAAAGCCCACCUUUGGACCGACCCGUUACCACAAGCGAUUUGCUUAGUUGGUCAUUCCAAACGGCGAACGGAAUGCAGUAUUUGGCCUCAAAGAAUGUUCGCCAUGGUGAUUUGGCAGCUCGAAAUAUUAUGUUGUGUGAUGGGAAUGUGGUGAAGAUUCGUGGAUUGGCUCGAACAAGGUACACAACUGGAUUCUAUCAGGCUAAAACUCAGCGUCCAUUACCGUACAAAUGGCUGGCUUUAGAGUCAAUCAGUGAUCUAAAGUUUACAACAUAUUCUGACGUUUGGAGUUUUGGAGUGGUGAUGUGGGAAUUGUUUUCACUCGGUGCAUCGCCAUAUUCCGAUAUGACAGUUGGUGUUCAUUUGUAUAACAAAAUAAAAGAAGGCUUCCGCCUGGAAAAACCGCAAUUCGCAACAGAGGAACUUUACGAUAUUAUGCUAUCAUGUUGGCGAGUGAAACCUGAAUCACGUCCAUUAUUUGACGCAUUGGCAGACAGAUUUUCCAAGAUGUUAGGCUCAAAUGUGACGGAUCGUUUUAUCAAACUGAAUGAACCAAAUUUAAAAGCCAAUGAACAUCGUUUCAAAUCGAACUUUGCAACUUUAUCGGGCUCGACGGUUCAGAAACCACCAUUGCGACCAGAAAACUCGUCAACAAAUGUUUUUCAUUUUCCUUAACGAAAAAGUCUUUUUAGGGUGUAAACAAUGUAAUUGUGUUUUAAUGUAAGAUGAAGAGUUUAUAGAUCAAAUGAAUUCCAUAAAAAUAACGCAAGUAUUUUUCAGUCAACUUUCGAAUAAUCGUUUCAUUGUUUUUAAAUAAAAACGACCAGAUUUUGCUGUGCUUGAUGACAA